AACUUAUACCUUUGGAAAUCCAUGUUUCUUGAAUUAGUUCAUGCAUUUCUUGAAAUCCAAAAACACAAAACACCCUUUGAAAGUAUCUCUAUUGUGGAAAUUUCCAACAUCUUUUUUUUGGCUAAAAGUGUAAAAAAGAUUUAAUCUUUACCCAAUAUUUGGUUUAUGUCAACACUUUCCAACAUCUUGAAAAAGAUUUGAUCUUUACCAACAUUUGGUUUCCAUUUUUAUGGCUAUUUCUUGUUAACACUUUUCAACUUCCUUUUAAGCUGAAACAAGUGAAAAAGAUUUGACCUUUAACCAAAAAAAUGGUUUCUAUUUCAAUGUCCACUUCUUGUUAAAACUUUCCAACAUCUUUUUAGGCUGAAAAAGAUUUGAUCUUUAACCAAGAAUUGGUUUCUAUUUCAACUUUUCAAUGGCUACUUCUUGUUUCAAUCCAUUUAAGCUGCGAAGAUCGAGGAGCAAACCGUUAUCUGUUCCUUCCUCCUCAUCAAGAAAACAGUGGAAUUCAGCUAAUAUAGAAACAAUGGAGAAGAAGAGAUUUGAUAGUUUGGAAUCAUGGUCAAUGAUAUUGGAAUCUGAUAAUUUUGAGACUUGGGAAACUUCAAAAGAGGAUCAAAAAGAAGAAUGGACAGCUGAUUUAUCUCAGCUUUUUAUUGGUAAUAAAUUUGCUUCUGGUGCUCAUAGCAGAAUUUAUAGAGGGAUUUAUAAGCAGAGAGCAGUUGCUGUGAAAAUGGUGAGGAUUCCAACUCAUAAGGAGGAGACUAGAGCUAAGCUUGAACAACAGUUCAAGUCUGAAGUUGCUUUGCUUUCUAGACUCUAUCAUCCCAAUAUAGUUCAGUUCAUCGCCGCGUGUAAGAAACCUCCUGUGUACUGUAUCAUCACAGAGUACAUGUCACAAGGAACUCUAAGGAUGUACCUCAACAAGAAAGAGCCAUACUCACUCUCAACAGAAACAAUUCUGAGGUUAGCCCUCGAUAUAUCGCGAGGAAUGGAGUAUCUUCAUUCACAAGGGGUGAUCCAUAGAGACUUGAAAUCGAGUAAUUUACUCUUAAAUGAUGAGAUGCGUGUUAAGGUCGCGGAUUUUGGCACGUCAUGUCUUGAAACACAAUGCAGAGAGGCUAAAGGUAAUAUGGGAACGUAUCGAUGGAUGGCACCAGAGAUGAUCAAGGAGAAACCUUAUACGCGGAAAGUUGAUGUUUACAGUUUCGGGAUUGUGCUGUGGGAACUCACAACAGCUUUGUUACCGUUUCAAGGAAUGACACCAGUUCAGGCUGCUUUUGCUGUUGCUGAAAAGAACGAACGACCACCUAUGCCAGCAAGUUGUCAACUGGCGCUUGCACAACUUAUAAAGCGUUGCUGGGCAGCUAACCCUUCGAAGAGGCCAGAUUUCACAUACAUUGUAUCUGCACUCGAAAAGUACGAUGAAUGUGUCAAGGAAGGGCUUCCAAUGACCCUUCAUUCAGGGCUAGUUAGCCGGAACGCCAUUAUUGAACGUUUGAAAGGCUGUGUAUCCAUGAGUUCUUCAUCUAUACCUGUAAAUGUUUGAAUCUUUUAUCAAUCAAUAAUAAUUCUUAGUCAUUUAAUAUAUCAUUCUAAUUGUUCAA
Molecule: messenger RNA, 1607 nt
Organism: Solanum tuberosum (potato)
Lineage: Eukaryota; Viridiplantae; Streptophyta; Magnoliopsida; Solanales; Solanaceae
Product: serine/threonine-protein kinase HT1-like
Exons: 3
Coding region: 416-1549 (377 amino acids)
Biological process (GO): protein phosphorylation
Molecular function (GO): ATP binding; protein serine/threonine kinase activity
Source: RefSeq, a predicted model, not a curated record